Messenger RNA from Meyerozyma guilliermondii ATCC 6260, 1668 nucleotides. Its product is annotated as MFS transporter. Bases 1 to 1668 code for a protein of 555 amino acids. Lineage: Eukaryota; Fungi; Ascomycota; Pichiomycetes; Serinales; Debaryomycetaceae. Gene Ontology annotation, biological process: xenobiotic detoxification by transmembrane export across the plasma membrane. The transcript has a single exon. Gene Ontology annotation, molecular function: fluconazole transmembrane transporter activity. The record is from RefSeq and is a predicted model, not a curated record.
AUGAGGUUCGUCAGAGACAGUUUUUUCGGUCGGUUGUUGUACCAUGCAUCUGGGCACAAAAUCUUGGGAUACAAGGAAGAAAAGCCAGACUAUGUCAUACCUGAAAAGUAUCUCAAUGGCCGGAGCUUGGAGUUCUUGGAUCAAGAGGUUCAAAGUUCGCUGACUCUAGGCAAUGAAGUUACUGGAGCCAAAAUCUGUGAAGGCAAGCCCGAAGCCAAAGCAGAAGAUGCUCCAAUUAUAGUAGACUAUGAUGGACCAAAUGACCCAGAUAAUCCUUACAAUUGGCCGAUAUACAAAAAAAUUCUUUUCAUCCUGGGAAUUGGCAUUAUGACCGACUCGGUGUACAUGGGUUCGGCGAUUUACACUCCAGGAAUCGAGUACAUGAUGGCGGAUCUUGAUAUAACCCGAGUGAAAGCGACGUUACCAUUGGCAAUGUUCGUCAUAGGAUAUGGAAUCGGACCAAUGAUCUUUUCUCCUAUGUCAGAAAAUGCUGCUCUUGGUCGAACCUCCAUUUAUAUUGUCACGGUCUUCUUCUUUUUCAUUCUUCUGAUUCCCCAGAGUUUUGGACCAGCAACUCAUUCCCUAGCUUCACUUACUGUGCUUAGAUUUAUCGCUGGAAUUUUUGCUUCUCCAGCCUUGGGAACCGGUGGUGCUAGUGCCAGUGAUGUGGUGACGGUGCCUUAUAUGCCAAUGGGAAUUAUUGCCUGGAGUAUGGCAGGUAUAUGUGGUCCUACCCUUGGACCAUUAGUUGGUUCAGCCAUCAUUAACGCUGCGAAUGGUCUGUGGCUCUGGACUCUCAGGUUCAUGAUGAUAAUAUCUGGAGCUUCGUUUCUCUUUUUCGGGUUCACUUUACCUGAAACUCUGGCAAAGGCCAUCUUGCGCCGAAAGGCUCAGAGACUUAGAGCACUCACAGGAAACCCAAAUAUCGUCAGUGAGGGAGAAUUGGAGAACCAAAGUAUGACUCCAAGGGAAGUUGCAAUUGACACCUUGUGGAGACCAAUUGAGAUCAUGGUGUUCGAACCAGUGGCUCUUCUGAUAGACUUGUACAUAGCCUUGAUCUACUCCAUCAUUUUCUUGUGGUUCGAGGCAUUUCCCACAGUGUUUUUGGACACCUAUGGGUUCACAUUGGUCGAGUUGGGUGUCACCUACUCAAGUGUACCCAUUGGAAUGUUCAUCUCAGCUUGGUUUUACAUUGCAUACAUGUACAAAGUGUACACCAAAAAACACCUUGAAGGAAAAACCCAAAACUUGACCCCAGAAUUGUUCCUACCACCUACAAUCGUAGCAAGUGUGGUGAUGCCAAUUGGAAUCUUUAUUUUUGGCUGGAGUGCCAGCGCCAACCAACAUUGGAUUGGCUGUUUAAUUGGAGCUGCCUUGUUCGGAGCAGGAGGAUUUAUUGUGAUCCAGGCCCUAUUCAACUACAUGGCAAUGUCGUUCCCACGCUAUAUCGCUUCUGCAUUUGGUGGAAGUGCGCUUUUGAGAUCUGUAAUGGCUGGUUGCUUUCCGCUCUUCGGAGCACCGCUCUUCAACAAUCUUAAAACCAACAAGUUUCCAGUUGCUUGGGGAAGUACAAUCUUGGCAUUGAUCUGUGUUGGCAUGAUAGCCAUUCCCGUAACAUUUUAUACUUUGGGACCACGCAUUAGAGCAAAGUCCAAGUAUUCUGGAUAG